Messenger RNA from Notodromas monacha, 888 nucleotides. The record is from the annotation of a GenBank genome assembly. Lineage: Eukaryota; Metazoa; Arthropoda; Ostracoda; Podocopida; Cyprididae.
AUGCUGGGCAGAUUUUUUGAGUUUGAAGUGUCCGAGCAAGAGAAUUACGAUUUGCGAUUGCCGACGUUUGACGAGCAUCUCCUCAAUGCCAUCAGCUACUACAACAUGGCAGCGAAUGUGUAUUUAGAGUUUAAGCAACCCCACUUGGCAUCCGGGGUGUGUUUGGAAGUGGGGAACGCGCUUCGGGCCGCCGGUAAACGUAGCGAAGCCCUGGGCUAUUUUCUUCAAGCUGCCGAAAUCGAGUCCAAGUUCCCACUGAGCCACUUGUUGGCGUGUCAAGCAGUUGUUGAAUGUUAUGUAGACCUCGGGGAUCACGAAAUGGCUUUGAACACGUUGACGGAAAUGGGCCAGAGUCUCGAAGAGCAAGGCGGCGAACAACCGGCGUUUUUUGAGAUGCAAAGCGACGUGGAAGUCACCUCGCUACUCAUACUCCUGUUGCUUGAAUAUCCCAAAGCCCAUUUGAAAACUGAGCAUCGUAAAAUAAUGCUCAAGUUCUCUCCUGACAACGAUGAUGUGGGUUCAUGUGUUCACUCAGGUUCAGACGCCGAGAACGAUCGAAGACUUCUAUUGCAGUCACUAGUUUUGGCUAUGGAGAUGAAGCACUUCGAAUCUCUCAAGGAAACCGAAACGCAACUUUCGAAAUAUUUGAACAAAACGCAGGCCGAUAUUCUUCACCAUAUUGUUUUCACGAGCAGAAAUCGUUUCAAUCUUGGAACCAGUUGAGGAUUGCUGAGUCCUUCGUAUUGUGUCUCGAGGCUUCUGAGGAAGAAUAAGAGGAUCACUGAAGUGUACCAUACUUUUUUUGUCAUUUUGUUGGAGAUAUCUUGGUUUGAUUUUUUUUUACGUCGCCUGAACGGUGUGAGAAUAAAACAAUGGGUGAUGUUUUUG